AUGCAAACAGUUGAUGCUUCCUUAAACAGUGCUAUAAUUGUCACAUUUGUUAUUGAAGAGAAUGCAGUGAUUGGCUCUGAAGUUGGAAGAAUUCAACUAGAACCUGAAGUGGAUAAAUCCAGUCACCAGUCGAGUAACAAUAAAGACGGAAAGAAUAGUCAGCUGACAUUCACUUUACAGGAUACAUUUUACUUUGAUUUCGAUCCGGUUCAUUCAAAUCGACUGCUAGUACGUCGUGAGUUAGACCGGGAUACAGAUCGUAAAUUAUGCAGUGAAAGUGGUUGGCCAGAGAUAUGUGCCUGGUCAGGUGUGGUUUUCGUCAGUGAUGGACGUCUACUAAGCCUACGUAUUGUCAUUCGUGAUGUCAACGAUAAUACACCGAAGUGGCCAAGAAGUAAAGAUACUACAGAACAACCGACACUUGAAGUAUGGAUAACAGAAAAUCGUCCUAUCGGUUCAAUUUUAGACCUACCUCUGGCCUAUGACCCAGAUAUUGGUGAAAAUUCAAUUGUCAGGUAUGAACUGGCCUUAUCAAAUGAUAAUAGUACAUCAACUUUUGAUAUCAUCAAUUCACCUAGUCCAAAUGGACCAACUUAUCAAUUAGUUGUUAAAGGCCCACUUGAUCGUGAAGAGAUUCCUGUCUAUCAGCUGACAGUAGUCGCUGUCGAUGGGGGUGGAAAUCGUGGCUAUGCAAAACUAUUUGUGCAUAUUGCCGAUGAAAAUGAUAACACUCCAGUGUUUGAACAUUGUAAAAAUUCAAGUGUUGCAGUACAACAAUGUGAAAUUAUUAUUAACAUUGACGAAGAUAUCCCGGUAGGGAGUAUACUGCCGGAGACACCUGUGGCGAAUGAUAAAGAUGAAGGAGAAUUCGGUCAUGUGACGUAUAGAUUUUCACUGUCUGCGUCUGAUACAGCUAGAAGAGAUUUUAAAAUUGAUCAUGAAUCGGGUGUAAUUAUAGUACGCACACCACUGGAUUAUGAUACAGGCGGUUUAACUCAAUACACCUUUGGUAUUGUCGCUGAAGAUGGUGGCGUACCACCGUUAUCUGCAACCAUGCGAAUUAUAGUGAAUAUUAAAGACAAAAAUGAUAAUUCACCACAGAUAACGAUUACACCCGCAUUUAUACAUGAAGAAGGCCGAUUGAAUGCACAGUAUGAGAAUACAAGCACUAAUAUGACAAAAUCACAAUUACGCCUGAUUGAAAAUACACCGCCUGGUGUACUCAUUGCGACUAUUACUGCCUAUGAUGCUGAUUCAGAUGACAAUGGUAAAUUUACAUGUCAAUUAGGCCAAACAGAUGAACUGAAUUUAGUCUAUUUAAGAAAUCUGGGUAAAAUUAGUGUUUAUCAGUUGAGUUCAUUACGCCUGAUUGAUAGAGAGAUUCAACCAGAGUUAAGAGUUAGUCUAAAGUGUGAAGAUAAUGGAUCACCGAGUCAAAAAUCAGUUGAAUUAUUAACUAUAAAGAUAUUGGAUGUUAAUGACAAUGCACCAAAGUAUACAAAUAAACGAUACAGUUUUCAAGUGAGUCAUAGAUUUUAA
Trichobilharzia szidati is the source of this 1539-nucleotide messenger RNA. NCBI's taxonomy places the organism in Eukaryota, Metazoa, Platyhelminthes, Trematoda, Strigeidida, Schistosomatidae. The record is from the annotation of a GenBank genome assembly.